Molecule: messenger RNA, 1682 nt
Organism: Larimichthys crocea (large yellow croaker)
Lineage: Eukaryota; Metazoa; Chordata; Actinopteri; Sciaenidae
Product: calcium/calmodulin-dependent protein kinase type 1D-like
Exons: 11
Coding region: 93-1682 (529 amino acids)
Biological process (GO): lipoprotein metabolic process; lipid transport; protein phosphorylation
Cellular component (GO): extracellular region
Molecular function (GO): protein kinase activity; ATP binding; lipid binding
Source: RefSeq, a predicted model, not a curated record
AUCGUGUUUGUUUUUUUUCUGCAUGACAUGCUUCAACGUGUUUUAGAGAGUCUGGACUCAAACAGAAAGAAACAGCAAGAGUGACAACAAAGAUGGGACAACAACAGAGCACUCUUCAGAAGGAAGGCUACACAAUUGAAGGUGAAACAAAAAAUGGAGUUGUAGCCACAAAAGAUGGUGACAAGUUUUUCAUAAGAACAGUUGAAAUCUCCACAAAUGAAGCAUUAAUCCCAGAAAUUGAAAGCUUCAAGACAAGUCAUCCUCAUGUCAUGAGCACCAAAAAUUCUUUCAUAGAUGAAGAUCAGAACACUUACUAUGUGGUGACGGAGUACAGUCAGGGAGGGACCCUUGCAGAAAAGAUCAGCGAGAAGAGUCUACUUGAGUCUGAGAUACUGAGCUGGAUUGUUGAAAUCUGUAUGGCGCUGAGAACCAUUCAUGAAAAAGGAUUUCUCCACAAAGAUCUAAAGCCAGAGAACAUAUUCUUCACCGAAUUUGGAACACUGCGAUUGGAUGGAUUUCAGGAAAUCCAGGGAAACAAAGGUAAUGUGAAUACUGAGGAAAGUGGAGGAAUUAACUAUCUGGCCCCAGAGGUCUUCACACAGGCAACGUAUGACACUAAAAGUGACAUUUGGUCAGUGGGAUGUAUACUCUAUGAGCUCUGUACUCAGCAGUUAGCGUUCUCUGCAGAGACCACAGUCAAUCUCCUCCCCAAGAUCAUUUCUGGUCCUGCACCACGUCUCCCAGAUAAUUACUCAUCAGAGUUACAUGAACUCUUGGAUGAUAUGUUGAAUAAAGACCCUCAUUCAAGACCUACAGCUUGGGAGAUUUUGGGGCGUCCAAUUGCUUUAAAAUCUCUCUUCAAAAAGAGCAAAAUGGCUGCAGACCACCUCCAGACUCAGUUGGAGAAGCUAAGAUCGGUGGCAGACAGUUUGGAACGUGUGCAUCAAGGCACAACCAUCGGCAGUCUGACAGGAGGAGUGAUCGGAGCAGCGGGAGGGAUUACAUCCAUAGUGGGUCUUAUUCUGGCACCCUUCACUUUGGGAGCCUCACUUAUUGUAACUGGGAUUGGAGUUGGGGUGGGCGUGGCUGGUGGGGUCACUGCUGGUGUCUCAAAUAUCACAAAAAUGGUUAAUCAGUCCUCUGAUCGCAAAGCUGUUGAAAGCAUCAUUAAAGAGUUCAAUGAGAAAACUGAUGCUAUUGCACUCUGGCUCCAGGAGAUUGGCAACAGUUUACAGGCAUUGUAUGCAAGUCACUCAGGUGAUAUACCCAACAUUGAAGACAGCCCUUUGGGUCAAAAUAACAGCGCAAGGUUUGGCACAGUGGUAGGUAGGGGCAUAGGCGGCAUUUCUGAACUAACUCGACUACUUCGAGUGGUAAACAUUGGUGAAAUCGCAGCACAAGCAUCCAGGGUGGUACGAGUGGCAGAGAUAGCUGGUGGUGUGCUUUCUACUUUAUUUGUGGCAGCAGAUAUAUUUUUCAUUGCCAUGGAUGCUAGAGAGAUACACCAAAUUAGACAAAAACAGGCAGAUGGUACACCAUGUUCUGAGAUCAUGAAAUUUGUCCAAUCCAUCAGACACGCUGCAAAGGAGUUGCAGAAAGUUUUGGAUGAGUUUAAAACCAUGAUCAAAGACAUCCCUUUUCUUGAGGAUGAGAGAGAAUUGCAAUGGGAUGCAAUGGAAUAA